This is a messenger RNA of Oryza brachyantha (malo sina), 468 nucleotides long. RefSeq names its product putative glycine-rich cell wall structural protein 1. NCBI's taxonomy places the organism in Eukaryota, Viridiplantae, Streptophyta, Magnoliopsida, Poales, Poaceae. Bases 1 to 468 code for a protein of 155 amino acids. The record is from RefSeq and is a predicted model, not a curated record. The transcript has a single exon.
AUGGCAAGGAAGGUAUUUGCUAUUGCCCUUGUUCUCCUCCUUUCCAUUAGCCUAUCCAAUGCCACAAGAGUACUUAGAUAUAGUGGUGGGGGAGGUGGUGGUGACGGGGGAGGCGGAGGGGGUGGUGGCAGCAAUGGUAGUGGAAGUGGAUCAGGGUAUGGAUAUGAUUAUGGUAAAGGAGGUGGAGGAGGUGGUGGAGGUGGUGGUGGAGGUGGUAGUGAUAGCGGAAGUGGGUCAGGUUAUGGAUAUGGUUAUGGUCAAGGAAAUGGUAGAGCAAAAAGACAAGGAGGCGGUGGUGGAGGAGGAGGGGGUGGAGGUGGAAGUGGACAAGGCAGUGGAUCUGGAUAUGGAUAUGGUUAUGGUCAGGGUGGUGAAGGAGGGGGUGGUGGGGGUGGGGGUGGAGGUGGAGGCGGAGGCGGAGGCGGAGGUGGAGGUGGUGGCUCAGACAAUGGCGGACGGCGCGGAUAG